Molecule: messenger RNA, 1050 nt
Organism: Pantherophis guttatus
Lineage: Eukaryota; Metazoa; Chordata; Lepidosauria; Squamata; Colubridae
Source: RefSeq, a predicted model, not a curated record
UGCCCGGGGGUUCCUUCUGCUGCCUCGGAUCGUGCUUUUCGGAGACUCCAUUACUGAGUGUUUCAAAUGACAUCCAUCUCAAGGUAAAGUUGAAGAAUUGAUCCAAGGGCCAAAUUCCACGUCCCCCCCCACAACAUUUCUUACAUGUGUACUUUGGAAAAGAAAGGAGCCAAACUUCCUGCUCAAAUGGAGGAUGAUGGUGAUCACUUCCAGUGUUCCUGUGAACAGAGGAAGCAGUUCUCUGAGUAGACAUGGGGCUUUGUAGUCCUAGAUUCUGGAUUGGGAAAUGCCCUGUUCUGCCUUGCAGUUUUCCUUCCAAGAUAAGGGAUGGGGCGCAUCACUUGCUAAUAGAUUAGCUAGAAAAUGCGAUGUCUUGAAUCGUGGACUCUCUGGCUACAACACCAGGUGGGCUAAAAUUGUUCUUCCACGAUUAAUCAACAAAGACCAUAAUGCUGGAAACAUCUUGGCGGUAACUGUCUUCUUCGGGGCAAAUGACAGCGCUUUGAAAGAUGAGAACCCCAGACAGCACAUUCCACUGAAGGAAUAUGCUGACAAUUUGAAAAGUAUGAUAUGCUACCUCAACUCUGUGGACAUUUCCAAACAGGACAUUAUAUUAGUGACUCCACCACCCCUUCAUGAAGCUAGUUGGGAAAAAGAGUGUGUGGCUAAAGGUGAAAAAUUAAAUCGGCUAAAUUCUGUCACUGGGGAAUAUGCAAAGGCUUGUGUUAAAGUAGCUGAAGAAUGUGGCGCUGAUGUCAUCGACCUGUGGACACUUAUGCAAAAAGGAGACCAGGACUUCAACUGUUACCUGUCAGAUGGACUCCAUUUAUCAGAAAAAGGAAAUACUUUUCUAGCAAACCAGCUUUGGACACUCCUAGAAAAAAAAUUGUCAAGCCUUCCUCAAUUGCUUCCCUAUUGGCGUGAUGUAGAUCAUCUCUACCCUGAAGCUAGUCUCCUGGGCAUCCCCAUUGCUAAGAAGCAAUAAAAAGAAGAACAUCCGUAGGUUUUGUAGAUGUAGAUACAAAAUAAAAUUUCCUUUUUUUUCCACAA